Symbiodinium necroappetens is the source of this 1899-nucleotide messenger RNA. The record is from the annotation of a GenBank genome assembly. NCBI's taxonomy places the organism in Eukaryota, Dinophyceae, Suessiales, Symbiodiniaceae.
AUGGCGUUCGGCCAUGACGAAGCUCUGGAUUCUCUGAGAGGCUACCUUCAAGAGGAGUUCAGCGGUGUGCGGAGGGAUAUAGCUGCAGUGCUGGAUGAGCUGCAGCAGGCCAAGACUCAAAGAGUUGGCUUCGAGGCCUUUGGCGCACAGACCUUUACUGGAAACGGCGGAAUGAGCAAGCACAUGUUCACGGCGGCCGUCAGCGAGAAAGUCAGGAAGCUUUCGGCCAUGGCCUCCGAGGUCACUCCGAUCAGACGACGGAGGCUCUCCCUCCCGACCUCCUGGAGUGGUACGAGCACGCAAGAGCUCCAUGAUCUUAGGCAUUUGAACCAUCUGAAGCCUCCACGCCUGGAGGCUUCGCAACACUCUAUUGAAACUGCUUCGAGCAGUGAAGGGGUUGAGGAGCUAAUCCUUCCAGCCGACAUCCCUGGCACGGUGCAAGAAGUACCUGCGCCACAACCAUCGCAACCCGUGAUCGAUGAAACCCCACUUGCAGUGACCAAAGAUGGAAACGCUUGCGAGUCAAUCUCAAGAACACUCUCAAAGAAGGAUGCAAAGUGGGUCCAGGGUCUCGAUCGCGAGGAUGCGAAGCUGAAUCUGUUUGAGCGGAAAACGGAACCUGUGGAUAAGAUGGGUCGUGGGAUGGGCCUGGUAGCUGGAGCGGACGACUUCAACGUCAAAGUCUUUCGAUCUGCCUUCCAUCGACGAUGCUACAACAUAGCUACAAGCAGCUCCUUUGAAAUCAUGACCAUCCUGUUAAUCUGCUCCAGUGCGCUGCAGAUAGGCCUCUCCACAAAUGACAUGGCCGAGAGGCUCGUUACAGAGACCGCCUCUGCCCAUCGGAUCUUGGAGGUGAUCUACUGCAUCGUCUUCUCCUUGGAGCUGAGUGUACGAUUGGUGGCACAUCGACUAGACUUCUUUACCCAGGUCGGCUGGGCAUGGAACGUGUUCGAUCUGCUACUCGUAGGUUUUCAGCUGGUGGAAGAGCUCUUGCUAGCGCUGUCUGGUCCCGAUCCUCGGGGUCCUCUGCAGCAGGUCUCCCCAACCACCCUGCUGAGAAUUGCCCGCAUCCUGCGUGCCGUCAGAGUGUUGAGGGUGCUCCGUAUCGCCCUGAUGGCAGAGGACUUAAGGCUGCUCGUCAGUUGUCUCCUCUACUGCUCCCGCCCCUUUUUUUGGACCUUCGUCCUCUUGGGUUUGAUGCUGUACAUCGCAGGCAUUUACAUAACACAGCUGCUCUUGUUCUAUCGUGUGGAGAGCCAGCAGGGCCACGAACUGGAGAAUUUCUUUGGCUCGGUACCGCGCUCCAUGCUCUCUCUUUUCGAGGCUAUGACUGGUGGGGUCGACUGGGAUGUCCUGGUAGCGCCCCUUUUCGAUCUUAGCGCUGUGGUCGGCAUUGGACUGGUCUCCUUCUUCGCUUUCGCGAUUGUGGGUGUGCUCAAUGUGGUCACUGGAACGUUCGUGCAGAGCGCGAUCGUGAGGGCCGAGGAGGUGAGGGAGGUGCAAAGGGCCAUGAAGGCCAGGAAGCUCUUCAGAACUUUGGAUGACAACCAGAGUGGUCAGAUCUCUUACAACGAAGUCCUGAAUCACACAAAGGACCAUUCGGUCCAGGACUUCUUCAAAGACCUUGACAUCGAGGCAUCCGAGGCCAAGUUUCUCUUCGACAUGUUGGAUGUCAACCAAAGUGGCUCCAUCGAUUUCGAAGAGUUUCUCAACGGCUGCAUUCGGCUGCAGGGGCCUGCUAAGGCCAUCGACAUUCUUGUGGUAACACGAGAAACCCGCAUGGUUUACGACAACUUGACUCAAAACUUACAGCAUCUGCGGGCCGAGCUGACGGUGCUCAGCGAGCGGCUCCUUGGGAUUUCCCAGGGGUCGAAGGAUUCAGCGGAGGCAGAGGAAUAG